Macrosteles quadrilineatus (aster leafhopper) is the source of this 438-nucleotide messenger RNA. RefSeq names its product transcription termination factor 2-like. NCBI's taxonomy places the organism in Eukaryota, Metazoa, Arthropoda, Insecta, Hemiptera, Cicadellidae. The coding region runs from base 1 to 438 and encodes 145 amino acids. The record is from RefSeq and is a predicted model, not a curated record. The transcript has 2 exons.
AUGACUAAACUAUUGAUAUUAUCUCAGUGGGUCAAAUAUCUCGAUUUAAUUCAUUCAGUGUUGAAACAGAUGAGUAUCAAAUGCUUAAUACUCACUGGGCAGAUUCCUGUCAAAGAUCGUGGAUCAGAACCAAGAGUUCUUCUAUUGUCACUCACGUCUGGAGGAGUUGGUUUGAUGCUGAUUGGAGCAAAUCUGUUGCUUCUAUACAUCCAUUGGAAACCUCAGCUUGAGAGUCAAGAGUUUGAUCGUAUCUACAGAGUUGGCCAAGAGAAAGAUGUUCAGAUUUACAAGUUUGUCGCAAGUGAUACGGUUGAAGAAAAUGUGUUGGGUUUGCAAAACAAGAAGCUGUCAAUCUCAGACUCUGUACUGACCGGAGCCAAUGAAGCAUCAUCCAAUCUGACACUUAAUGAUCUCAAGGUGUUGUUUAAAGUCAAUUAA